AAAAAUUUUUCCCUGGAUUCUGAUCACGGGGAAAAGAGGAGAAAAAGGAGGGAACCUAUUUUAACCCCAAUCUUCGCAGCCACGAUGUCUUCCCCGGACGAAGUACUGCGUCAGAAAAUAGCUACUUUACUCCAAGACCUUUGCGCAGCUAACUAUGUGCGGAAGAACAACGUUAACGUUCCCUGCCAAAUCGAGGAGGGACUCUUCCUGGGAUCUGUGAGGGUGGCGUGCAAUAAGCAAGCUUUGAAAUGUUUAAACAUCACGCAUGUGCUGAUUGUUGCCAACUCUCUUGAACCUGCCUUCCCUGAUGAUUUCGUUUAUAGGAAGAUCGAAGUUCUUGACACUCCUGUUACAAACAUAUCAAAAUAUUUCCAUGAGUGUUUUGAUUUCAUUGAUCAAGCAAGACAUGCUGGUGGUGGAGCAUUGGUGCACUGCUUUGCGGGAAGAUCAAGGAGUGUCACAGUUAUUAUUGCCUAUUUGAUGAAGCAGCAUCAAAUGAGUUUAUCGCAGGCAUUUUCACUUGUUAAGAGUAAAAGACCAAAUGCAGGACCUAAUUCUGGCUUUAUGACGCAAUUGCAAAAUUAUGAGAAAUCUCUUAGAGUGGUUUCAGAGAAAACAAUAACUGGCGUGAUCUCAAUCUCCCACUCCCGAAGUCCCGUGGACUGUUUCCUAUGGUGGAAACUGUUGCUUCUGAUGUUAAUUAACAGAGUGCUUGGAUUCGUUAAUAUGCUAGUUCGUGCUGCUUUUUGGGAUAAUCGUUCACGAGCAAACUUAAUUUGGGGUGCAAACUCGGUUAUCUUUGGCUUCAUUUUAUUUUCGGUGUUCACGUUUGCUGCAAUUUUAUCAAAGCUUCUGCCACCAUUUGAUAACAAACUUUUGUCUGCUAUUCAGAAUGACAGAUAUUACUGCUUGUUGGUGCCAUUGACUCUGCCUGUAGUCAUUGUGGCUGUAUAUUUUCAUUGGCUCGGCAUGAAACUAUUCAAGCAUGCAUAAGAGACUCCUGAUAAGGUCUAAUUUUUCUGAUCCCCUGAAUACUUUAUCAGUUUUAUUUGACUAUAUUUGACAUUUUUUUUUCCUGAGCAAGGAAUUCAUUUCAACUUCAAUCAUUCUUCCUUUUAUGUCAAUUUUGAUGCAUGGAUGAGAAGGUUUGUAGGAAAGAAUUAAUAGGACGAAGUCUCCAAUCAAUCAUUCUUCCUUUUAUGUCUCUGGCGAAGGCUCCCAUCAACAAAAAAAUAUAUCAUUUUGAAUAUUU
Dendrobium catenatum is the source of this 1252-nucleotide messenger RNA. Its product is annotated as dual specificity protein phosphatase 1-like. Lineage: Eukaryota; Viridiplantae; Streptophyta; Magnoliopsida; Asparagales; Orchidaceae. The transcript has 6 exons. Gene Ontology annotation, cellular component: cytoplasm. Gene Ontology annotation, molecular function: MAP kinase tyrosine/serine/threonine phosphatase activity; protein tyrosine/threonine phosphatase activity. Gene Ontology annotation, biological process: negative regulation of MAPK cascade; protein dephosphorylation. The record is from RefSeq and is a predicted model, not a curated record. The coding region runs from base 85 to 993 and encodes 302 amino acids.